Radiomyces spectabilis is the source of this 1499-nucleotide messenger RNA. RefSeq lists its product as uncharacterized. Bases 110 to 1180 code for a protein of 356 amino acids. The transcript is spliced from 6 exons. NCBI's taxonomy places the organism in Eukaryota, Fungi, Mucoromycota, Mucoromycetes, Mucorales, Radiomycetaceae. Gene Ontology annotation, cellular component: Golgi apparatus. The record is from RefSeq and is a predicted model, not a curated record.
ACCUACACUUCAUCUCUAAUCAUACGAUUCCCUUUCCCUUCAUUUCCUUGUCCUCUCCCAUAUUUUGUACAGGCAGCUGGUUUGCUUGUGACCCUCGUUUCUUGCUGUCAUGGUGUCCGUUGAUAAAAUUGUCUCUCGCGUUACAGAAACCCGGUGGUCAAAAUUAUAUAUUUCCACUGCGAUUCUGCAAUGUAUUUUCAUUGUGUGUUUGCAAAUCGCGAUCUGUUCGCAAAAUACCCUGCAAGCCGAUCUGCUCCCGCAUCCUGAAUCCGGGAGUGUGUUGACCAGUACAUCUACAUCGGCGGAUGAUAUUCCUAUCCGAGCGGCAGAUCGUUUGGGACGUAUCAAAUGGGAAAAUAUUGCAUUUAUCGGGUUUCAAGUCUGGUUCCUGGGCAUGGUUUUGGAUGCUACCAUCUAUCAAAAUACGGCCGAAAUUCUCGCAUUGGCCAUCUUGAAUGCUCUGUGCGCUAUUCUCGGAGCUCUUCAGGUGGUGGACGGUGUCAAAUGGUUAAAUCUUUUGAGUACCACUAUCUAUUCUACAUUACCACUAUCCAUAGCAGAAAAGAUUGAAAUUGCACUGUGUGUCAUCAUUCUUUUAUUUGCUUGUGCCAUGGGUUACCUUUCUUAUGAAAUGUCGCGACAAUUCGGUUGGAAUAUUUACAAGAAGAUUGGAGCCGAUAUCCAGAUUCAACGAAUGUAUCGUAUCUUCCAAUUCUUCGUGUUGGCUCUGAAGAUCGAUGUGUUUACGGAAUUCAUGGUAUCAUUAUUUUACAUCAUUCAGCGAGCUCUUCAGGCGGGCAUAGAAUGGGAAACCGGCAUCCAACUUGUUGUGACUAUUUUCAUGCUACCGAUGCUUUAUUUUGCGCGUACUGCGGGAAGUACCGAAAGCAGGGGUCGAAUGAUUACUUUUGUGACAUAUCAAGGCAUUGUUAUUGUGCAUUUUGCAUUGAUUCUUCAACAGACGUUUCAACCAAAUAAUAACUGGUAUACGUGGAUUUGUCUUGUGUGGCUCGGUAUCGCUAUUUGUGUGGUCACCGGUUUAUUUGGAAUUCUUUGUAUGAGAAAUUUCGACAAUGGUCUCAAACCUUACGUUCAGCGCGGAGCGGCCAAUAAGCAUAAACAUGAUCUGGAACUCAAGAAGAACUUCCCUAACGAUUCAUGGAAAAUCGAUAUCGACUAGAACCUCAUUGGAAUUCCUGAUGCAUUUCCCAUUUUUCUUUCCCUUCUAACCACUUAACCAUCUCAUCACUUACACAUUCGGAUCGUCGUUAACUACUUGAUUUUCGUAUUACAUCAUCACUUACCCCUCCUUUUCCACACAUCUGUGGUUAUGGACCCUUGAUUUUCCGCUCUCCAUCUAAUUUUGCUGGAAGGGGGGAAAAGAGGGUUUUGUACACCUAUCUGCAUGUUACUGAUCUUCAUUGUAGAUGAUUCAAACGAACAAAAAAACCAAACAUAAUUUUUCUUUUGAAUAAACAUAUGCAGCUUUUCUGUCCGCU